This is a messenger RNA of Gekko japonicus, 2454 nucleotides long. RefSeq names its product excision repair cross-complementation group 4 (gene ERCC4). The record is from RefSeq and is a predicted model, not a curated record. NCBI's taxonomy places the organism in Eukaryota, Metazoa, Chordata, Lepidosauria, Squamata, Gekkonidae. The coding region runs from base 1 to 2439 and encodes 812 amino acids. Gene Ontology annotation, cellular component: nucleotide-excision repair factor 1 complex. The transcript has 10 exons. Gene Ontology annotation, biological process: resolution of meiotic recombination intermediates; nucleotide-excision repair involved in interstrand cross-link repair; double-strand break repair via homologous recombination. Gene Ontology annotation, molecular function: single-stranded DNA endonuclease activity; damaged DNA binding; single-stranded DNA binding.
AUGGCGACGUCGCCGUCAGUGUCGCUGGAGCAUGAGACUCAAAUCUUCCUGGAUCUUUUCCACCAGGACGGGCUGGUGAUCUGUGCCCGGGGGCUGGGCAUUGACCGUCUCCUCCUGCGCUUCCUCCGUCUCUAUUGUGUGCCAACCGGCUUGGUCUUGGUUCUGAACACCAGCCCUGCAGAGGAGGAGUUCUUUAUUGACCAGUUGAGGACAUAUAACGUGGCUCAACUUCCUCGGCGCAUUACAAAUGAAAUCCCCAGCAACAGCCGAUAUGAAGUGUACAUGCAAGGAGGCAUCAUAUUUGCCACGAGCCGGAUCCUCGUGGUGGAUUUUCUGACAGGCAGAAUUCCUUCUGAUCUUAUCACUGGCAUCAUUGUGUACAAAGCCCACCGGAUCAUCGAGUCUUGCCAAGAGGCCUUUAUCUUGCGGCUCUAUCGGCAGAAAAACAAGGAAGGGUUCAUCAAAGCCUUCUCCGACAAUGCUGUUUCCUUUAACACUGGGUUUUGUCACGUGGAAAGAGCGAUGAGGAAUCUCUUUGUCAGGAAGCUUUACCUGUGGCCAAGGUUUCAUGUUGCAGUGCACUCCUUUUUAGAGCAACACAAGCCAGAAGUGGUGGAAUUACAUGUGAACAUGACCCCAGCCAUGCGCGCCAUCCAGAGUUCAAUACUGGACAUCCUGAAUGCUUGUUUGAAAGAAUUAAAGCAUUGUAACCCUGCCCUGGAAGUGGAGGAUCUAUCACUGGAAAAUGCCAUUGAUAACAAAGAAAAUAAGAAAAUAAAAGCUUCUGGAAAACCAGAUGAUGGGGAAGAAAAAGGGCAGAGAAGGGAAUUGAUAUUGGAAAGCAAUCCCAAGUGGGAAGCCCUGAGAGAGGUGCUCAAGGAGAUUGAGACGGAGAACGCCAAUAGCGAAGCUCUCGGUGGGCCAGGACGGACGCUGAUCUGCGCAGGGGAUGACCGAACGUGUGCUCAGCUGAAGGAGUAUAUCGUUGCGGGGGCCGAGGCUUUUCUGAUGAGACUCUACCACAAAACCUUUGGAAAGGACAAGGAAGCCAGCGAAGCGUUCCUGAGGGACGGGAAGGCAGCCGAGUACCGGGGCAGGGAUGCUGGAGAACCUCGGCCGAAAAGGGCCAAAAAGCAGUCUUCAAAGCCAAAUAAAAGCAAGAGGAAGCGAGAGCUGACGCUCACGCAGAUGGUGGGCAAGUGCGAACAGGAUACCGUGGAGGACCGAGACUCCUAUGAGGAGGUUGGUAGCGGCCAAGAGAGCAGUGGGGAAGCCAGACCCAGCGACUUCCCACUGGACCUGCCCUCGGAAUCUUGUUACGGGGUCUUAAAGGAGCCGCUGACUAUUAUUCAUCCUUUGAGCGGCUGCAGCGACCCCUACGCCCUCACGCGAGUCGUGCACGAGGUGGAACCCAGGUACAUUGUCCUGUACGAUGCGGAGCUAAGUUUCGUCCGCCAGUUGGAGAUUUACAAGGCCAGCAGGCCUGGGAAGCCUUUGAGGGUUUACUUCCUUAUAUACGGAGGGUCAACGGAAGAGCAGCGCUACCUGACCACCUUAAGGAAGGAAAAGGAAGCAUUCGAGAAACUCAUUCGAGAGAAGGCCAGCAUGGUCAUCCCUGAAGAACGGGAAGGAAGAGAUGAGACCAAUUUGGAUCUAGUAAGGGAUGCUACUCCCGCUGCCGCUUCCACUGAUACACGCAAAGCAGGUGGCCAGGACCAGAAGAGUGUCCAGCACAGUGUCGUGGUGGACAUGCGCGAAUUCCGGAGUGAGCUUCCGUCUCUGAUUCAUCGCCGGGGCAUCGACAUUGACCCCGUGACCUUGGAAGUCGGCGACUACAUCCUCACGCCUGACAUUUGUGUGGAGCGCAAGAGCAUCAGCGAUCUGAUUGGCUCCCUUAACAACGGGCGGCUUUACGGCCAGUGCGUCUCCAUGUGUCGCUAUUACAAGCGCCCCGUGCUCCUCAUUGAGUUUGACCCCGGCAAAUCCUUCUCCCUCCCCUCACGGGCGUCUCUCCAUCAGGAGAUCUCCGGCAACGACGUCACCUCCAAACUGGUCCUGCUGACCCUUCACUUCCCGCGACUCCGGCUCCUCUGGUGCCCUUCCCCAUACGCCACCGCAGAACUAUUCGAAGAGCUCAAGCAGAACCGCCCCCAGCCCGACCCGUUGGCCGCUGCGGCUGUUACGGCGGAUUCGGAAAGCCUGCCCGAGUCAGACAGAUACAGCCCGGGGCCCCAAGACUUCUUGCUAAAAAUGCCAGGGGUGAACGCCAAAAACUGCCAGGCCGUAAUGAACCGUGUCAAGAGCCUGGCAGAACUCAUCACUCUUUCUCAGGACAAGCUGGCAGAACUGCUGGGCAACGCUAGCAGUGCCAAACAGCUCUAUGAAUUCAUUCAUUUGCCGUACACAGAAGCUGUUUCUCGGGGAAAAACCAAGAGGUGAUGAAGGGCAUUGGGG